This is a messenger RNA of Ceratina calcarata, 723 nucleotides long. RefSeq lists its product as uncharacterized. NCBI's taxonomy places the organism in Eukaryota, Metazoa, Arthropoda, Insecta, Hymenoptera, Apidae. The coding region runs from base 125 to 658 and encodes 177 amino acids. The record is from RefSeq and is a predicted model, not a curated record. The transcript has 3 exons.
AAAAUAUAUAACUCUAUCAUGAUCCUACAGGAAAAAUCAUUGUUUUAAAAACUAUUGUAAUAUUUUAUUUCGCUUAACUUCUCAACAAUAAAUCAUAUUUGUUAUUGAACAUAUAAAUACAUACAUGAAUAAUCACAGAUGCUUUAGAAUGCAGUACGAGGACACAACGUUACAUGCAAAUAUAAAAUUAAAGAUAAAUGCAUUGCAUGAAGAGGAUACUGAUUACAUAAUUGAGUUGCCACGUCAGCUACUGAAAGUUUAUAACGUAGAAGAAAAUACUGUUGUUUCUUUGUGGGAAUUAGCAUUGAGAAAAAUUUAUACCGAAAGGUAUAAACAUACACUUAAUAUUUCUGUAUCACCUAUAAAUAUCAAUGUUCAAUAUGAACAAAUCGCGACAAAGAACUGCCAUAAACUUGAUUUUACAAUGCAUUCUAUUAAUUAUGCUUCAUGUAACUUGUUCACAAAUGGCCCAGCUAGCAUUUGCGUAAAUUCUCGAUGUCAACAGCCAAUCUUCGCAGAAGCUUGGAUUAUUGUUGGAGUUAGUCAUUAUAUAGAGUCUAUAACAACAGUUGCAUUAUGCUGCUGUAAAAGAUGUGCUUUCGAAUUUUCUAAAGAAUCCAACAUGACAGUGAGAUACAAAUGGCAUUGUAUAAAUUAACUAUAUUUUGUUUUAAAAAAUUCUGUAAAUAGUAAAAUAAAAGAGUUUAAUGUCUUUAAAUUAAA